Molecule: messenger RNA, 5337 nt
Organism: Hypomesus transpacificus
Lineage: Eukaryota; Metazoa; Chordata; Actinopteri; Osmeriformes; Osmeridae
Gene: tdrd15
Product: tudor domain containing 15
Exons: 4
Coding region: 1-5337 (1778 amino acids)
Source: RefSeq, a predicted model, not a curated record
AUGGGACCUGUACAAGAACUAGGCCUCCCUGCACCAUGUGCCUUGUGGCCAGUGGACCUGAAACUGACCCAUGUGGACUGCAACCCAGAUGCAACACUCGUGCACUUCCAGGGCCAGUACCUCACCAUCUCUGAACUGGACUACAACAUCCUGCAGCUGGAGAUACAGAAUGCCCAGAAGACAAAAUGGGUGGGGGAGGUGGGAGAGUUUUGUCUGGUGGAGGAUGUCCUGUCUGACCGCUGGUACAGGGGACGGGUCCAGAACAAACAGAAAGACAUGCUUGACGUGUUCCUAAUAGACCAUGGAAAUGUCCUGAGUGUCGACAAGAGCCACUUGGCUCUAGGAUCAGAUGAGAUAUUCAUGCUUCCACCUAAGAUCGUAUGUGGCUUCUUUGCGAAUGUGUUGCCACUGAGAGAAAGCUGGGAUGCUCAAUCUGAGAGGUACUUCUCCUCAUUGGUGGGAAACAGUGUGAAAGGAUACAUUCAGGCCCUGUUGCCACACAAAGUCCUUAUACUAGAAGCCCCUGACAUCAACAAGCAUCUAAAACAAAUGGGCUUUGGAAAACAUGUUGACACAGACACAUUCCUGCUUCUGGUGGAGAUACUGACAGAGUUCCCCCUAAAACAGAGCAGGGAACCUGUCCCUGACCUUCUAAUAGACAAGCCUAGUGGACAGGAAUUCUCUUUCAAGCCAUCCAGCUUGCAAGGCUUUGAAGACAUCCUGUCUUUCUGCGGUCCCAAGCUAACAGCUGGCAAGAAAGUCAAGGUGAGAAUUACUGCUGCCGUGAGUCCUGGUACGUUUUAUUGUCAAAUGACAAGCAUGGCAAAAGAUCUGCAGGUGAUGUCAGAGGAGCUGGCAGUGAGGUGUGAGAACAAGAGCAAAGACUCCACGCAGAAAACCUUGGAGAACUUGGGUUUGCUCUGCUCCGUCAGAGGUAAGGAUGAGAAGUGGCACAGAGGGUUCGUGCAGUUCCUCCCCGUCAACUCUCGAGUCCGAGUCUUGUUUGUUGAUUAUGGGUUUUGUGAGUCUGUUAAAGUGGAGCAUGUGCUCCAGCUCCCGACUCGCUUUCUCUCCACGCCGAUCGUGGCUUUCCCUUGCGCUCUCUCCUGCCUGGAGAAAGACGAGGAGGCGGUGAAGACGGAGCAGCUGAGUUUGCUCAAGAAAGGACUGCUGGGCGAAGAACUGGAGGCCCAUAUUGACAGUUUUGAUGAGGAAAAUAAUCUUUUUUCUGUCACGAUGUUCAGCACCGAGGGUGACACCAUUACACAGGAAGAGCCAGUGCAAGAUGUUGUUGACCUUCAAAACAGCUACUUGUACUUUGAGAGCACGUUAAUGGAUAUGUUGGAUGACUCGGUCCAGGCUGAGGAGAUGACCGAGGACAUUGUUUUUGAAGGUUAUGUGGAACACAUCCUCAACCCCAGUCAGUUCUGGAUGAGAACUGAAAAACGCAACACUGACUUCGAAGCAAUGAUGGACAGCCUGGACAAACACUUCAGCCAGAUUCAAUUGGGUGAGGAUAUUCUGGCGAAUCCGGUGCCUGGUACUAUUUGCUGUGCCAUGUAUGAGAAGGAUAUGCACUAUUAUAGAGCAAUAGUGACAGACACUCUGAAACAUGGGGCUGAAGUAUUUUUUAUGGACUUCGGUAAUACUGAGAAAGUACCACACAUGUUGUUAAAGAUCAUCCCUGAGAAGCUUGCCAGUGUGCCAGCUUUUGCCUUCAGUUGCUCACUAGUAAAUGUCAUGCCUAUCGACGAUGACCUGUGGACCACCACAACCACAAACUACUUCCGAAGUGCAGCAAGGAACAAGGCUCUCCUGGUCCAUGUUGUUCACGUCCAGAAGGACAGGUUUGUCGUCGACCUCUUUGAGAUAGGCACUCCAAACAACAUGAGCAUCUCAGAACUCCUAACCAGGACGAAUCAUGCAACAUUCUGGAAGUACACUCCCGCUGGGCCUGCCGUAUCAGCGGUCAUAUCAAAGAAGGACAAUGGGAAACUCAAGUUAAGAAAAAUUGAACCAGUCCAGGGAAAGGAAGUAAGUGUUACUACCACGCGGGAUAUUUGUGAAGAGACAGCCCAGGUCACAGUCACCAACACCGCUGAAAACAAGAACUCUACUUUAGUUUUCAAAAAACUGCCAUUGCGGCCCGGAAGUGUGCUAGCAGUCUGCUGCUCUCACAUCAACUCUCCUUCAGAUUUCUGGUGUCAGAUCAAGCGCAAGAUCCCUGUCCUGGACAGACUAAUGAACGAGCUCCAGCAAGUUUACGAGACACGCGCAACUCCUCUGCAGUUAGGUGACUCCUGCUGCAUGGUCAAGUGUAAACGUGAUGGAAGGUGGUACAGGGCCUGCAUCAUUGGAAAGUCGAUGAAGGAUGACUAUGAAGUUAUCUGUGUGGACUAUGGCAUCACGGUGAGAGAAAAAGUGCAUCUUCUACAAGCUAUAUUGCCAAAGCACUUAGAGAUUGAAGGGCAGGCUUUUAGGUGCAGCCUCUAUGACCUCAUUGAGCCUGCUGAUGCCGACUGUGAAACCUGGCAUCCAAAAGCACGGGUCUUACUGAAGGACUUUGUAGAAGACCAGUCGCUGAUGUGUAGCAUCAGAUCCCAACUCUAUGUGAAAAACCAUGGCUUGUACAACGUUGUAGACCUCCUCAACGGUAAUCACAGUGCAGCUAAGACCCUUGUGGAACAAGGUCUGGCCCGAAAAGUGAAAACCUCGGUAAAGCUAGCUCCAGAAGUCGUCCCAUACUCUUUUGUGCACUCCUCAUUCAACCUGAACACUGGUAGUGUUGAACAAGUCUACACGACUCAUUUGGUUAGUCCCUGGGAGAUGUACUGCCAACUAGACAGGAACACAGGCAUCAUAGAAGACCUGAUGGAGAGAGUUUCAAAAGAAAGUGAACAGAUGCAAAGUGACAAAACAAGAGCAGUGAAGUGUAAGCUAUGCCUUGCGAAAUACUAUGGUGAUGGCCGAUGGUACAGAGGUGUGGUUCGGCCUGUCCUCCAGUCCAGUCUCCUCAACGUUUUUUUCGUGGACUUUGGAAACAGCAAUAUGGUUGAGAAAAGCAACGUCAUAUCUAUCUCCAGCGAGUCAACUGAUUUGCUUUUCACACCGAUGCAGGCCCUGAGAUGCAGCCUAGCUCAUAUUCCAAAGGAGGAAGACUUUAUCGUGGUCCAUCAGUGGCUUGAGAAAUCAGUUCUCAACCAUCCACUACGAGCUGUAGUGGUUGGAAAGGCUGAGGAUGGGACAUUUGAAAUCGAUCUGUUUGAUGGCGACGUUCACAUUAACGAGAAAGUCAAGGAACUCAUUGCCAGUCAAGUACCAAAAUCAGAGAAAAAGGUUGUUUGCCUCAAAACAGACAGCACUCAGAAAAAAAAUUCUGGAAAGAACCAGAAGACGCCAACAAAGGAAGCUGUGUGCCAUAAGAGCCUAUGUGAGAAGAAUAAAUCUUCACCAUAUUCCAAAUCGAACGCCUCAAACGGUUCAGAUACAAAGCAGAGACCGGAGGGUACAGAAAGGUCGUGUUUGAAGUCUGAGAACAGUCCCAGAGAAGAUCAGCACGAUGCAAACAGUCCAUCCAAAAAGCCUCUACACACCACUGAAUUACCCACACUAUCAAGUCUACCCAAGGAUAAAAUUACAGCCGGAUUCAGGGGCCUUGGAUUUAUUUCUCACGCCAAUCACGUCAGCAGCUUCUUCAUCCAAAUGCAGGAUGAUGAACCAUCCAUACUGAAAAUGGGGGAAGAUCUUAACUCUGAGCUGUUAAAGGACACCUUGAAGAACAAUUCAGUGGAGUUAAAAAUCAACGACUUAGUGGUGGCUGAGUAUGAGGAGGACGGGGCUCUCUAUAGGGCUGUUGUAAAGAACUUUGAGGCUAAUGGUCAGUACACAUUGGAGUUUGUAGAUUAUGGAAACACUGCUAUGAUGGGGAAAGAAAAAACAUACUGCAUGAUAAGUGCCUGGCUGUCUCAGCCUCGACUAAGCAUUCCUUGCUCACUGUUAGACGCUAGGUGUUUUGACAGUGAUGCGUUGUUCAUGGACACGGUUAUGGGAAAACCUCUCAUGGUUGAGUUUGUAAGUUCCUUUGGAGCUCAGUGGGAGGUCAAUAUCGAGAUCAUGGGACAGGUAGACAAACCAACACUUGCGGUGUGGCCUGAAGCUGUAAGCAGCAAAGUGACCCAGUCAAAUGAUGAGCUGCCUGCUGUCACAGACGAAAAUAGACCUCCCUGUCACCUAAGCCCUUCACCUGUCACCAAGAGGCCAUCCACGGAAAGGUUCAUGUUUACCGCCAGCGGUGAGAAAAUUGUGUUCAAAGUGUGUCAUAGAGCUUAUGCUACCAAUAGAUUAAGGAAGACAAGGAGACAACGCCACAACAGAAAAGCUAAAACCUCUAAGACUGACAGAAAUAUUGUUUCAGAGGAAGUCUCCUCUAAGGCUGACAGAGAGACUGUUUCAGAGGGAGUCUCCUCUAAGACUGACAGAGAGACUGUCUCAGAGGAAGUCUCCUUCAAGACUGACGGAGAGACUGUCUCAGAGGAAGUCUCCUUCAAGACUGACGGAGAGACUGUCUCAGAGGAAGUCUCCUUUAAGACUGACAGCAGCCCCCUCCAGAGGCUGUUUCUGGCCCCCGUAAACACAGACCAGACCUACUCUGGCUUUGCUGCUGCUGUGACGACUCCCUAUGAUUUCUACAUUGUCCUGGAGGAUCUUCUGCUCAUCAUGAACGCUGUAUCCACCAUCCUGGAGGAACUCCCAUCAGAGCUGCCCUCUCUACCCGAGGCUGACCUCAACCCCCUGACCUGCUGCCUGGUCCGAUGCGAUACCAAGUGGUGCCGGGCAGAGGUGGUGCACGCAGACAGGGCUACCGCAGUGGUUGUCAACCUGGUGGACUACGGUCACUGUGUGGAUACCCCAUACCCAGAGCACUCUAUGCUGAAAAGGCUGCCGGAGCAACUGACCAGACUGCCCAAGGUCACAUACCCCUGUGCCUUGAGGGGUGUGAAACCAGCUACAAGCGAGUGGACCGACGAGGCCGCUCUGUUCUUUCAGGAAUCCAUCUGCCAGCGGAACCUCGAGAUCCACUUUAGGCAGUCGGUCUCAGAAGAACGCUGGGAGGUUGACCUAGUGACGGACGGGACCUACAUUGCCAAGGAGCUGGUGGACGCAGGCCAUGCCUCCUACAUCGAUGCCAUGCUGGGGCUCCGGUUCCAAGAGCGAAGCCCCAUCAAAACCCCACUUGGACUGGGACGAGCUGAAGGCAGAGUUGCCCCUGAUCAAAGAUCAGCCCUGGACCGACCUGAGAGCCUGCUGAAUACAUCAGAGUGCCAAGACAACACCUGA